AAAUAAACGUAAACUCUUCUGGGACGGUGGAAGACGAGUCGUGAAAGGCGCAUGCGCACUGAGCGGGUAUGUCCCCACACAGAAAAAAAAAAAAAAAGGAAAAAGAAAAUCGCUCCAUUGUGACGUCGUCGCAGGACGGAGGCGGAGCUGUUCGAGUGUUCUACUCGAGUACUGUGACGUCACGCGUACCGAAAAUGCCAUUUAACCGCAUUGUCGCUAAAGUAGACGAAGACAAAACAACUCGUCGGGGAAGCGCUCGGAAUUGUUUAUUCAUGUUUUUUUCCGCCCUUCUAGGACAUAAGAGAAGCCUCUUGACGCACGCGCAGUGACGCAAGCGGUUGAAGCCGCAGCUGACUGAACGAGCGAAGAAGAAAAGUGGAGGAGAGAAACAGGAAGUUGACAACAACUCCAAAGACGCAGAAAAAGCAGGGAGCGUAUGCUCGGUGAUGACCUGUGAAAAAAAGCGGAGUGGCUUCCAAAUCACCAGCGUGACGUCCGAAUUCAGCCAAUCAGCUCCCGGUGUGAUCCUGACAGUCAUCGAAUCGACGGGCGCCUCCCAUAGUCCCCGGGGCAGUUUCUCCCAGCCCACGACGCCCUCCCUGAAGAGGAAACAUAUAUCCCACGAUGUCUUAGGGCAGGGGGCGGGCGCCUCCUCCAGAUUUCGACUGGUGCGCUUGGCAGGAGGUGGCACGGGCGGCCGGGGACAUGGCGACACGUACUGGCGUGGCCGCUGGAUGUGCACGGACGUUACAGAAGGGCCGGGGCUAAAGCAGGUCAUGGACAGCAUGAGACACGCCCAAUCGCUGGAGUCUCUGGAGUCAAUUCGAGGACCAUCUCAGCCAGUCAGGCACGGGGAAACGGUGGGCCGACUAGUGCCUUCUCCACAUCCUCCAUUACACUUGGCCGUUAAUGCCGGGGGGGAGUCUGUCCUCAGGCUGUCACGUUCUCAACCAAGUUCGCCUCCCCCCACUCUGACUGUCAUCCCCACUCGGGCAGCGUUCGGCCUGGACCAGAGCGCCGCCUUUAGCCUGCCGGCGGACAUCAGUGUGGUUGCCAUCGACAACAAGAUCGAACAGGCGAUGGACCUGGUGAAGAGUCACCUGAUGCUGGCCGUACGGGAAGAGGUGGAGCUUCUGAGGGAGCAAAUCAGGGAGCUGCAAGAGAAGAACCAGCAGCUGGAGGCCGAGAACCGCGUCCUGCGCACGCACACGCACUCGGACCCAAGGCCUCACUCGCCCUCCGCCGCGCCAACGGGCCAACGGGACGACGGUCCAAUGCGGGAGGGAGUGUGAGGGUUGCUACGGCCACAGCACCUUUCACAUUUCUGUCAAACAAAAUUUCCACAAAUUGUAUAACAGUGCCUAACAGUGUAAAAAAAAAAAAAGAAAACACACUAUUAUCCCCUGUUUGACACAUGGUCUAACCCAUGGUUAACAUGACAUACUUCCAUCACUCAUCCAUCAAUUUUCCACACUACUCGUCCUCAUUAGGGUCGCGAGAGGUAGGGGUACACCCUGGACAGGUCGCCGGCCAACCACGGGGUAGGUUUUGACAAACAAACGUUCACAUUCAUAUUUACGGGAGCUGGGACAAACCCUAAGAAAGCAUGGGGAGAACGUCAACAAUCCACCGUGCUGCCCAUCAAAUAAACAACAUUGGCAGUUGAUUUGAUGUUGGAUGGCUAUGUAUGUCCCUGUGUGAUCUCAGUGCGAGAUGUAGGGAGCUUAAAAUAAAUUGUCUAAAAAACAAAA
Messenger RNA from Phyllopteryx taeniolatus (common seadragon), 1751 nucleotides. Its product is annotated as TSC22 domain family protein 4-like. The record is from RefSeq and is a predicted model, not a curated record. The transcript is spliced from 5 exons. Bases 447 to 1292 code for a protein of 281 amino acids. NCBI's taxonomy places the organism in Eukaryota, Metazoa, Chordata, Actinopteri, Syngnathiformes, Syngnathidae. Gene Ontology annotation, biological process: regulation of transcription by RNA polymerase II.